AUGACAGCAUCUCCACCUUCACGAUCGAGGCUCUUCCGAUUCAGCCUGCGCGCCUACAAAGUCACGGUGCACGUGGUGGGCAAGCCAACAUCGGGAGGCUGGGAAGGGACAGCAGUGGAAGAAUAUGUCCGGCGCCUUCGUGGCAGAGAUCCUGCCAUCGAGGUUGAAACCAUCUUCCACAAAGCAGAUGCUCCGCUUCUUCGGGCGUUGAACAAGUUGCGCCACCCGAUCUUGGUUUUGGACGAGAGAGGUGCCCUGUUGGACUCCGAGGAGUUUGCUCGUCUUUUGUUUGCGCGGCUCGAG
Symbiodinium sp. CCMP2456 is the source of this 303-nucleotide messenger RNA. The record is from the annotation of a GenBank genome assembly. Lineage: Eukaryota; Dinophyceae; Suessiales; Symbiodiniaceae.